This is a messenger RNA of Chroicocephalus ridibundus (black-headed gull), 3728 nucleotides long. RefSeq names its product VPS50 subunit of EARP/GARPII complex (gene VPS50). Gene Ontology annotation, biological process: retrograde transport, endosome to Golgi; endocytic recycling. Gene Ontology annotation, cellular component: EARP complex. The transcript is spliced from 29 exons. Gene Ontology annotation, molecular function: SNARE binding. The record is from RefSeq and is a predicted model, not a curated record. Bases 124 to 3084 code for a protein of 986 amino acids. NCBI's taxonomy places the organism in Eukaryota, Metazoa, Chordata, Aves, Charadriiformes, Laridae.
AGGGAGCAGCGGGCGGGCUCUGUCAGGUGGCGUCCAACAUGGCUUCCUCGUGCCCGGAGCCCGCCGCCGUGCGGGGCUGCUGAGGGUUUUCGGGGCGGUGGCAGUCCCGGUCCCGGUCCCAUCAUGCAGAAGAUCAAGUCGCUGAUGACCCGCCAGGGUCUAAGAAGUCCUCAGGAGAGUGUUCAUGACCUCAGUCCUAUUGAAAGCUUUCGGAUUCCUAGUAAGGAGGACCUCAGAGAACUACGUGAAGAACCAACUGAUCCUCAAGCUCAGCAAGAAAUAAUUAACAGCAUUGAAGAAGUUUAUUUUUCCAAUGAUUCCUUUGAUAUUGUGAAGUAUGAGUUAGAGAGGCUUCCUCCAGUACUUAGUCUUCAAGAACUGGAAGAGUACAGAGACAAAUUAAAACAACAGCAAGCUGCUGUAUCUAAAAAAGUUGCAGACUUAAUUCUUGAGAAACAGCCUGCAUAUGUUCAGGAACUUGAACGUGUUACAUCAUUGCAGACUGGCCUUCAGUUAGCAGCUGUUAUUUGCACAAAUGGAAGAAGACACCUGAAUAUAGCAAAGGAAGGCUUCACGCAAACUAGUUUGGGGCUUCUUGCGAACCAAAGGAAACGACAGUUGCUUAUUGGACUGCUGAAGUCUCUGAGAACAAUAAAAACACUGCAAAGAACUGAUGUGCGUUUGAGUGAGAUGUUGGAGGAAGAAGACUAUCCAGGAGCUAUUCAGCUGUGUUUGGAAUGCCAGAAAGCUGCCAGCACUUUCAAGCAUUACAGUUGUAUAAGUGAAUUGAAUUCAAAACUGCAAGACACCUUGGAACAAAUAGAGGAGCAAUUGGACGUAGCACUCUCCAAAAUAUGUAAGAACUUUGAUAUCAGUCAUUACACAAAGGUUCAGCAGGCUUACAGGCUGCUUGGAAAAACACAGACAGCAAUGGACCAGUUACAUAUGCACUUCACUCAGGCCAUUCACAACACUGUGUUUCAAGUAGUCCUUGGAUACGUGGAGCUGUGUGCAGGAAACACAGACACCAAAUUUCAGAAGUUACAGUACAAAGACCUCUGUACACAUAUUACUUCAGACAGCUACAUUCCAUGCCUUGCUGAUCUCUGCAAAGCCCUCUGGGAAGUCAUGCUCAGUUACUACCGAACGAUGCAGUGGCAUGAGAAUCAUGACCAAGAUGAGGAAGCAGCUGUGUCUUCUGUUUCAGAUGGCAGCAAUGUGAUUGGAACUGAAGAGAACAGUUUUGACCGCAGCUAUGUGAAAAAAAAAUUGGAACAUGGGCUUUCACGAAUAUGGCAGGAUGUUCAACUGAAAGUGAAAACAUAUCUUCUGGGAACAGAUCUGUCUAACUUCAAAUACGAUGACUUCAUAUUUGUACUUGAUGUUAUCAGCAGGCUUAUGCAAGUUGGAGAAGAAUUUUGUGGCAGUAAGUCUGAAGUUUUGCAAGAAUCUAUCAGAAAACAGAGUGUUAACUAUUUCAAAACGUACCACAGAACCCGUCUUGAAGAAUUAAGAAUGUUUUUGGAGAAUGAGACUUGGGAACUUUGUCCUGUUAAAUCAAGCUUUAGUAUUCUGCAGCUUCAUGAAUUUAAGUUCAUGGAGCAGUCACGUUCCCCGUCUGUGUCACCUAGUAAGCAGCCUGCUUCAGCAAUUUCCACAGCAGUAACCUUAUUUGAGCAGUACUGUAACGGAGGAAACCCAUUUGAAAUUCAGGCUGACAGCAAAGAUGAUGAGACAGAAGAUGUGUUAGCUUCCAAUGGGUAUGAAUCAGACGAGCAAGAAAAAAGCGCAUAUCAAGAGUAUGAUAGUGACAGUGAUGUUCCCGAAGAGUUGAAAAGGGAUUAUGUGGAUGAGCAGACGGGAGAUGCCCCUGUGAAAAGUGUUUCUCGAGAAACUCUGAGGAGCAGAAAGAGAUCAGAUUAUAACCUCAAUAAAGUGAAUGCACCUAUCCUAACAAACACUACACUGAAUGUAAUAAGGCUUGUUGGGAAAUAUAUGCAGAUGAUGAAUAUUCUGAAACCAAUUGCAUUUGAUGUGAUCCACUUCAUGUCCCAGCUCUUCGAUUACUAUCUGUAUGCAGUCUAUACAUUUUUUGGCCGAAAUGACACGCUCAUACUGAGUUCAUCACUCUCUACUUCUAACAGAGAACAGCACAGUGCUAGGCAGUUUGAAUCAACAGGACUAGGCCUCAGUAGCAGCAGAUUACGCACCACACUGAACAGAAUCCAGGAGAGUCUGAUUGAUCUGGAGGUAUCUGCUGAUCCCACAGGAACUCUCACAGCUGCUGAAGAGAGAAAGGAGAAGGUGCCGAGCCCACAUCUCAGUCAUCUCGUAGUUUUGACAUCUGGCAAUUCGCUAUACGGUUUGGCAGAGAGAGUGGUAGCCACAGAAUCCUUGGUAUUUCUGGCAGAGCAGUUUGAGUUUCUUCAGCCUCAUCUUGAUGCAGUGAUGCCAGCUGCCAAGAAGCCUUUUCUUCAGCAGUUCUAUUCUCAGACAGUAUCAACUGCCAGUGAACUACGUAAACCAGUUUAUUGGAUUGUUGCUGCUAAAGCCAUUGAUUAUGAACAAAUGCUGCUUCUCAUGACUAAUGUGAAAUGGGAUGUGAAGGAAAUCAUGUCACAACACAAUAUAUAUGUCGACGCUCUUUUAAAGGAAUUUGAAGAAUAUAACAGAAGGUUGAACGAAGUGUCCAAGAGAGUCCGUAUUCCACUGCCAGUCUCCAACAUCCUUUGGGAGCACUGCAUACGCUUGGCCAAUAGAACUCUCGUGGAAGGUUAUGCCAAUGUAAAGAAGUGCAGCAAUGAAGGACGUGCCUUGAUGCAACUGGACUUUCAACAAUUCUUAAUGAAACUAGAAAAGUUAACAGACAUUAGGCCUAUCCCAGAUAAAGAAUUUGUGGAGACCUACAUUAAAGCAUACUACCUAACAGAGAAUGACAUGGAACGCUGGAUAAAAGAACAUAGGGAAUAUUCCACUAAGCAGUUGACCAAUCUGGUGAAUGUUUGUCUGGGCUCCCACAUCAACAAAAAGGCAAGACAGAAGCUGCUAGCUGCUAUUGACGACAUAGACAGGCCUAAAAGAUAACUGGAGAAAGCUGCUUUCCUUGUCACUUGUACAUUUUUCUGUUCAUGUGAAGCAUGCAGACAAAUCUCUCAUGGACUAAUGACAACAUGCUCUUAAAAAACAUUGCGCAUGACCUUUCUUACCAGGAUUGGAGGCACUCUGAAGUGGCGUAAUGCUCUAAAAUAUGACUUUUCUAAUCUGUAGAAUUCUUUUCUGUUGUAUUUCUUCUUUUUUUUUCUUUUUUUCUGUUUUUUUGUUACUUGCCCUUAGUAAAGGGCCACUGUUUCUGUAUCAUUGGUGAGCUGUAUAUUUUGCAAAACUCUAUACUGUAAGUAAAAUCAAAAUCAGAGAGAAACACGUUGGUUUAAUAUAUAGUUGAUGCCCUUUUUAAUAAAAGGGCUACUUGAAAAUAUGAUUUCUUUCCUCCCUGCUUUCAUCCUCAGAAAUUGUGCUUUAUUAUGGACCAGUGUAAAAUGAAAGGAAAUGUACAAUAUUUGAUUGAUGUAUCUUGCAUGUGGAUUAAGAGUGCAGAUCAACUAAAUACUCUCAUAUUAAAGCCUCUCAUCUUCAUGUGUAUUUAAAAAUGUCUGUUUAUUUCAGAAUUAAUUUAGUCAUAUCAAAAUGCUUGACUUCAGAUUAAUAGAAGGUAAUAAAUACUGUACACU